Molecule: messenger RNA, 2600 nt
Organism: Pelobates fuscus (common spadefoot toad)
Lineage: Eukaryota; Metazoa; Chordata; Amphibia; Anura; Pelobatidae
Gene: DDX3X
Product: DEAD-box helicase 3 X-linked
Exons: 19
Coding region: 293-2434 (713 amino acids)
Biological process (GO): cell differentiation; gamete generation
Cellular component (GO): P granule; nucleus
Molecular function (GO): RNA helicase activity; RNA binding; ATP binding
Source: RefSeq, a predicted model, not a curated record
UCUUUCCGGCGUUCAGUUGGGAGCAGCAUCUCGCACUGUUCGCGUCGUGCGUUAUAGCGUCUUAAAAGGCUAGACAAACGGCAUUAUUUAAGGAUAACAGCAGCUAACUUUAUUACUUAUUUUUUUUUUGUUUUUGUUGUAACCGUAAAAAAAAAAAAAAAACCCCAACCUCCGCAGCAAUAACCGCCCGACCGACAUCUACCGAAAGAAUAGCUGAUCCUCGCCCGCCUUCCCGAUACUACGUGUCCGUGAAUUCCAGCUCGAGCGAUCCCGGCCUUCCUACACUUUAGUUAUGAGUCAUGUGGCCAUCGAAAAUGUCCAUGCUUUAGAUCAGCAGUUUGCUGGCCUGGGCUUGAACUCUGACGAACAAAGUGGUGGUGCAGCAACUAAAGGCCGUUACAUUCCCCCACACUUAAGAAACAAAGAGGCUUCAAGACAAGGUUAUCCACGGUGUCAGUACCCAGCUGUAGAUGUAUAUAAGGGCUACGGUGACUGGUGGUCCCAAAGAACUGAUUCAAAUUGGGACUCACGUGGGGGUAAUGGCUACAUUAAUGGAACCGAUGGAGUAAAUGGAUGUGAUCGCAGUGGCCUUGGGAGUCGUGGUUCUGGCCGCACAGACAGAGGUUUCUAUGACAGAGAUAAUAACUCAAGUUGGAACUCAAGAGACAAAGAUGCAUACAGCAGUUUUGGGUCUCGUGGCAAAGCAGGUGUAUUUAAUGAUAGAGGAAGUGGAACCAGGCGAUCUGAUGACCGUCGCCCAGAUGGAUUUGAUGGAGUAAGCAGUCGUGGAGACAGAAGUGGAUUUGGUAGAUUUUCCGGUGGUAGUAGCCGGUGGUCAGAUGAAAGAAACGAAGAAGAUGAUUGGUCAAAACCCCUUGCCCCAAAUGAUCGCGUUGAACAGGAGCUCUUUUCUGGAGGCAAUACAGGCAUUAACUUUGAGAAGUAUGAUGAUAUUCCGGUUGAAGCAACGGGCAACAACUGCCCUCCGCACAUUGAGACCUUUCAAGAUGUUCAUAUGGGAGAAAUAAUAAUGGGGAAUAUUCAGCUGACAAGUUACACGCGGCCAACUCCAGUGCAAAAACAUGCCAUUCCCAUAAUCAUAGAAAAAAGGGACUUGAUGGCUUGUGCACAGACAGGCUCUGGAAAAACUGCAGCUUUUCUUCUACCCAUUCUCAGUCAAAUCUAUGCAGAUGGUCCUGGAGAUGCUGUGAAACACUUAAAGGAUAAUGGAAGAUAUGGAAGGCGCAAACAAUUUCCUCUAUCACUGGUUUUGGCUCCUACGCGUGAGCUUGCAGUACAAAUCUAUGAAGAAGCACGAAAGUUUGCAUACCGAUCCAAAGUUCGUCCGUGUGUUGUAUAUGGAGGAGCAGAUAUUGGGCAGCAGAUUCGGGACUUGGAACGCGGCUGCCACUUGCUUGUUGCUACUCCAGGCCGUCUAGUAGACAUGAUGGAGCGGGGGAAAAUUGGCUUGGACUUCUGCAGAUAUUUAGUUCUUGAUGAAGCAGACAGAAUGCUUGACAUGGGUUUUGAGCCUCAAAUUCGGCGAAUUGUUGAACAAGAUACAAUGCCUCCAAAGGGUGUUCGUCAGACUAUGAUGUUUAGUGCUACUUUCCCCAAAGAAAUUCAGAUACUUGCUCGUGACUUCUUGGAUGAAUAUAUCUUCCUGGCAGUUGGCAGAGUUGGUUCUACAUCUGAAAAUAUUACUCAAAAAGUAGUUUGGGUAGAGGAGUUGGAUAAGCGGUCAUUUUUGCUGGAUCUCCUGAAUGCUACAGGAAAAGACUCCUUAACACUAGUUUUUGUGGAGACCAAAAAGGGGGCAGAUGCUCUUGAGGACUUCCUGUACCAUGAAGGUUAUGCAUGCACAAGUAUACAUGGAGAUCGAUCUCAGAGAGACAGAGAAGAAGCACUUCAUCAGUUCCGUUCAGGGAAGAGCCCAAUCCUUGUUGCCACUGCUGUUGCGGCUAGAGGCCUUGACAUUUCAAACGUGAAACAUGUUAUAAACUUUGAUCUGCCGAGUGACAUCGAAGAAUAUGUACAUCGCAUUGGCCGUACUGGUCGUGUUGGUAAUCUGGGUCUUGCAACAUCUUUUUUCAAUGAAAAGAAUAUAAAUAUAACAAAGGAUCUGUUGGAUCUACUUGUGGAAGCAAAACAAGAAGUACCAUCAUGGCUGGAGAACAUGGCCUAUGAGCAGCAUCACAAGAGUAGCACUCGUGGCCGUUCAAAGAGUCGGUUCAGCGGUGGAUUCGGCGCUAGAGAUUACAGAACGAGCACUGGUGCACCAAAUAGCUUUGGCAGCAGUAGCCGUGGAGGACGUAGUAGUGGCCAUGGUGGUAGCAGAGGAUUUGGUGGAGGCGGCUAUGGGGGAUUCUAUAACAGUGAUGGCUAUGGUGGUAAUUACGGUGGCAGCUCCCAAGUUGACUGGUGGGGCAACUAAAUCUCUGCAGUAAUGACUCAACCAAACAAGCUAAUAUGGAAACCACAUGUAACUUAGCCAGACUAUACCUUGUGUAGCUUCAAAGAACUUGUACAUUACCAACUGUGAUUCUCCACAGAAUUUUGUUUUUAAGGGAGCUCUGGGCCAUGAAGAUAAAUUGGGGGGG